AUGCUGGCAGUCACGAACUUGGGAGGCCUCGGCACAUGUGCGCGUGGGCCAACAAAGGUGCGACUCUCAGCCAGAGGAGAUCACUACGUGGAACCCUGUCCCGUCAAGCUGGUGGGGCGGAUGGAGAUCCAUGGCAAGCCGGGCAUCUCGUGGACGCGUUUGAGCAGUACUGCCUCCGCAGGGUCCCGCUUCUUGCACUUGGAGGAGGCCGUGGAUUGGGAGAUCGAUACCGACAUUGUCAUCACGCCUUCCGACAGGCACCAAGAUGAGGUUCGCAAGGUGGCGGAUAUCCUGGAUGGCGGCUUCACGGUGGAGUUGGACCGGCCCCUGUCCUUCGAGCACUUGGGCAUUUGGUACCACCAUGAGGAGAUCGGGCAGGAGUCCAAAAGGGAAGUCAGGGCUUCACUCGAGGAGAUCCCCACUCCAACUGACCUCCGAGCUGCCGUCGGGCGUCUGACCCGCAAUGUGAAGGUGCAGGGCGAUGAUGCUUCCGUCGAGCUUGGCAGUGCCUACCAGUUUGGCGUUCAUGUGGGAGCCUUCGUUGGUGGUGUCAUGCGGAUCGAGAACACGGAGAUCACGCGGAGCGGCCAGGCCGCCAACUUUGGACGCUACUCUUCGCACUGGCACGUGCUGUCGCCCCAUCGGACGAUCGAUGUCGCAGAUGUUGCCUACCUGCGAAACAACUCCUACCACCACACCUUCCAACGUGCAGUAGUGGUGCAUUCCUCAGACUUCGCCACGGUGGAGCACAAUGUCGCCUACAAGACGAAGGGCCACUCCUACUUUACCGAAGCCGGAGACGAAGUCUUCACACUCUACAAUCACAACUUGGCGGUGCGGCCGCUGCAGCAUCCUUUGCUGCUGGAUGAUGACAUGGAUCCUGCUGGUUUCUGGCUGCCGGGUUUCACAGGCUGGCACCGCAAUAACCUCGCAGCGGGUUGCCACCGCGGAUGGCGCGUGCGCAAAGACCGAGAGGACCUGACCUUCUUCAACAACUCAGCGCACGCCAGUGGCUUCGGCUGGCACCUGAAGCCACCGCAUGCACCGCCCACGCUGAACGUCUUUCAGAACUUCACCGCUUUCCGGUGUGACACCGGCAUGUUCUACUACGGAACCGGUAACAUCCUGCACGAUGACCACCGCUUCAUCGAGUGCGGCACGGGCCACUUCAUGAACCACCUCAGUAAUGGGCUGCAUACUCCUCCAUUCUACCACAAUCUCGUUCUUGUCGGCAACAUCGCUCCAGAAGCUACGACUGCCAGGAGCACUCCAGGGAGCGGUUUGGGCAUCAGGGGCCCGAAAGACAACGAGUACUUUUACGUCUCCGGCCUCACGGUGAUAAACUACUUCGAGUCGCCCGUGCUCAGAGGCUGCUUCGAGACGACCUGCACCAUGCGCUUUGAGAGAGCCACGUGGUGGAACUCCACGCAGCGCACCUGGAGCACUCCGCGCCAGAUAUUCUGGGACCUCGAUGGCUCCCUUACGGGGUAUCCCAAUGGCUUCGUGUCCCUGGACUACGAAUACAACCAUUUCCCAGGUCUCUGUCACCAUUCAGACGAGCAUGGAAAUGGCCUUGUGUGCGGUGCUGCAGAUGGAUCUGUGCGGGUGAGCAACUUGUCAAUGGUCUUGCGGUGCAGGCUCUUGGUGGACCGCCAAGAGCCAUGGCAGCUCGAUGGGAAGGACAUGUUCGUCCAGACAUCUGCAGGUAGUCGAAUGAAGCGGCUAAGGCGGAAUCACUUCGAUGCGACGGAGGGUCUCCGCUUGGAUCGCAUGCCCAGCUUUGAGGACCCCUUCGGAUCCCACUCGAUGAUGCUUUGGCCUGACGAAUGUGCUGAGUUCAACCUCACAGAGGACUCUGCGGAGCUUUGCGGCGUGUAUGUCAAUGAGACCGGCGAGGGCCUGAAGGAGGAGAUCGACGAGCAGCCUGAGGUGGAUAUGGUCCACGGCCGCGUGACGGUCUCUUUCUCCGUUCAGGUUAUCGAUACCAACGGAAGCUAUGAACCUGGUCCAGACACCCCCACAGGCCAGCUCCGACAAGAGUUCAUCCCCAGGGAAUGCCCCGUGCUGGGAUGCAAGCGCCCAGGUUCCGCAGAUGGGGACUUCAACAAGAUCCGUCGUUGGUCAGAUCCCAGCGGAUGGCCAGACGGCAGGCUCCCUGAGGAGAUGGACAAUGUCGUCCUCCCACCCGAGGCACUUGCCACUCAGGGCCACGGUGUGCUGGUGCAGUCGAUCGAGCAUGCUCUGCCGUUUGGCACCCAGGCCCCCAAGGAUGAUGCCAGGUGGGAAGCCUCUGCCAACAACGUGCUGCAUGGCAAGUCGUGGUGCCCAGAGUGUGCAGCCAUCAUCUGGAGCACGGAGAACUACUUCCAUUUCGGUGAUCCUUCCAAUUUCCACGCCAAGCAAGCCAAGGUCAAUGCGACCUUGCAUGCCCACUCGGUGAAGGUCUGGGGCAUUCUGGAGAUGGGGACGGUGGAGCGACCAAUGCCUCCAACCGUGAAGGCCGAGAUUGUCCUCUGGGGAGAUGAGCAGUCGAUCACAGCGAUCAUGGUGGAGGGCCUGUUCUUGGUGAACAAGGUGGUAGCUGUGCUCGGCAAUGUGUCCGCGGAGUCUCCGGGUGCAGGCGGGAAAUCUCUCUGCCAGGAAAUCAAAGCUCGUGGCCCGUUGGUGCUGCUUUGGCGAUCUCGGACUUUGCUAUCUUUGGACGAGCCGGUGACCCACCGGCAUUUCGCCGGCGUUGUCGACGAGAGCAUGGAGGGCCAAGCGCUUUUCCGCGACGUGGAUUUCCUUGGCCUGGGAAAGCACCUCUAUCAGGCCCCAGCUCUGAAGUUCAACUUCUUGGGAGGCCACAGCAACAUCUCGCGGGUGGAGAACUGCGUGUUCAGCCGAUCGAAGUCCGGUGCUAUUGAGGCUUCAUCGUGGAAUCCUACCCCCUGA
This is a messenger RNA of Symbiodinium sp. CCMP2456, 2934 nucleotides long. The record is from the annotation of a GenBank genome assembly. Lineage: Eukaryota; Dinophyceae; Suessiales; Symbiodiniaceae.